This is a messenger RNA of Ochotona princeps (American pika), 2823 nucleotides long. RefSeq names its product phosphatidylglycerophosphate synthase 1 (gene PGS1). Gene Ontology annotation, biological process: cardiolipin biosynthetic process. The coding region runs from base 1 to 2685 and encodes 894 amino acids. Gene Ontology annotation, cellular component: mitochondrion. The transcript has 15 exons. The record is from RefSeq and is a predicted model, not a curated record. NCBI's taxonomy places the organism in Eukaryota, Metazoa, Chordata, Mammalia, Lagomorpha, Ochotonidae. Gene Ontology annotation, molecular function: CDP-diacylglycerol-glycerol-3-phosphate 3-phosphatidyltransferase activity.
AUGGCGCACGGAACCAGCGCGGAGCUGAGCGGCGGCGGCUGCAGCUGCUUCACGGCCUCGGCCCGGCGGCCGCUACCGCAUCCCGGGGGGCUGCGGAGAGGAGGGCGCACGCCGCGUGAGUGCCCGGAACCCUCCAGCGCCGCGCGCCCGGCCCGCCCCCGGCUCCUCCACCGAGCGCCCGCCCCAUUCGGGGCACCCCCGGCCUUCGCCGCGACCCAAGCCCGCCCGCGGAGCCCGCCGCCCAGCCCCUUCCCCAGGCAAAGUCGCGAGCCCAAGUUGGCUCUCCGGGAGCGCGGCCCCGGAGGCCGGGCACCGAGCGUCGGGGCUCCCGGGACGCUGGCGGGCGCCGCGCAGUCCGGUGGAGAACCCCGGGCGCCCCCAGGAUUCCGGGAACCCGGGCGCUCCGGCUUCCAUCCGCUCGGCCCCCUUCGAAGUCUGCGGCCUCGGGGCUGCGGCUCCGGCAGCCCCCCCGAGGCGAGGCGAGGCGGCGGCGCCCAGCUGUUGGCGGCCGCCAAGUCCACGCAGGGGCCCCGGGGCGCGCGUGGCGAAGGCCGGUCCCGAUGCCGGCCCCUGGCCAAGCCAGAAAGGAACCGGGGCCAGACACCAAGUCCAGCGCCUGGCUGGGGGCUGCCAGGGUCGGACCCGAGGUGGUCGCGGGCGGGGGUCGCUCGCACGCCCAUUACCUGCGCGGAAGCCCCCCGGAGGGGUGGCAACGGGAGACCUACUCCUCGUGACUUCGGCCCCUCGGCCGACUACAAGGUUACCCCCUGGCAGACUUUUCAGAAGGGCGAGCUGCUGACCGAGGGGCUGAGGACCAUGCGGGUGGGAGUCACAACCUUUGCCAUCUCAUCUGUGACGCAGGUCACGAACGCAGAGCAGGGGGGGUCCCAGCCCCUGUCCUCCAACCCGGUCCUGGAUGAGCUGCUGCUGGUGAACUUGGCUGCUGGUGGUGUGCCUGCAAUUAACCAGGUGCUGAAGUGGGUGGUUCCAGAAGCCAGUGGUGCCAGUGGUGCCAGUGGUGCCAGUGGUGCCAGCACCCGCCAUGGCUGCACGUGCCCACUGCCAGCCCGGGAGCUGGGGUCCGCGGACAGAGUCGGGGUGCGGGGCGAGGGUCGAGGGUUCGCGGCCGCCUGGCCCUCCCGCGCCUGCGCACCGCCGUCUCGUCCGCGCUCGCCACGGUCGCGCGCGCCGGAAACGGAAGCGGCGAGUCUCCAUGGCGGCCGCGACGGCAGGCCCGGUGUUGUGGAGGAGGCUGCUGCGCCUCCUGCCUGGGCGGCCUGGGCUGACGGCACUCCUCGGGCGCCUGUCCGACCGCCUCAGCUGGAGCCGGGACCGGCGGCGCAGGAGGGGCAGAUAAAAGCUGCGAGGAGACGGGUCGUGAUGGCGUCCCUCUACCUGGGGACAGGUCCCUUGGAGCAGGAACUGGUGGAUUGCCUGGAGGGUACCUUGGAAAAAUCUCUCCAAACCAAGUCUCCUUCGGAUCUCAAGGUCUCUAUCCUCCUGGACUUCACGCGGGGCUCGAGAGGUAGGAAGAACUCUCGCACGAUGCUGCUUCCACUCUUGCAGAAGUUUCCAGAACAGGUCCGAGUCUCCCUCUUCCACACACCAAACCUCCGUGGUCUGCUGCGCCUCUUUAUGCCAGAGCGCUUCAACGAGACCAUUGGCCUGCAGCACAUCAAGAUCUACCUGUUCGACAAUAACGUCAUCCUGAGUGGUGCAAACCUGAGUGACUCCUACUUCACCAACCGCCAGGACCGCUACGUGUUCCUGCAGGACUGUGCGGAGAUCGCCGACUUUUUCACGGAGCUGGUGGACGCUGUAGGGGACGUGUCCCUGCAGCUGCAGGGAGACGACACCGUGCAGGUGGUGGACGGCAUGGUGCACCCCUACAAAGGUGACCGGGCUGCGUACUGCAAGGCGGCCAACGAGCGGGUCAUGAGCGUGCUGCACUCUGCCCGGGCCCGCCAGCAGCAGCUGCAUGCACAGACCUUCCACCGCGAGCCGCUGUCGCCCCGGCAGGACACGGCGGCGGCUGGCGAUCGCUGCCCGGCCCCCGACACCUGGAUCUAUCCUUUGGUCCAGAUGAAGCCGUUCGGGAUUCAGAUCGAUGAGAUGGUCACGGAGACGCUGCUGACCGAGGCCGAACUGGGCGCCCGCGUCUACCUCACGACGGGCUACUUUAAUCUGACGCAGGCCUACAUGGACCUGGUCCUGGGCACACGGGCCGAGUACCAAAUCCUGCUGGCCUCCCCGGAAGUGAAUGGCUUCUUUGGAGCCAAGGGCGUCGCAGGGGCCAUCCCGGCAGCCUACGUGCACAUCGAGCGGCAGUUCUACAGUGAGGUGUGCAGCCUGGGGCAGCAGGAGCGUGUCCGGCUGCAGGAGUACUGGCGCAGGGGCUGGACGUUUCAUGCCAAAGGCCUCUGGCUGUACCUGGCGGGGAGCAGCCUGCCCUGCCUCACGCUGAUUGGCUCUCCUAAUUUUGGGUACAGGUCGGUUCACCGGGACCUGGAGGCCCAGAUUGCCAUCGUGACCGAGAGCCGAGCCCUGCAGCAGCAGCUCCACCAGGAGCAGGAGCGGCUCUACCUGAGGUCGGGUGUGGUCUCUGCAGCCACCUUCCAGCAGCCCAGCCGGCAGGUGAAGCUCUGGGUGAAGAUGGUGACGCCGUUUAUCAAGAACUUCUUCUGAGGGAUGGCCUUGAUGAAGAUGACGGGCAUGGCUGGUGUCAGCUCCUUCAGUCGCGCUUCUGCAAUCACUCCCGUCUGGAUGUCCCAGCGAGCUCCUGCGAGCACAGCCCAGUGGAGGCUCAGGGGGGCCCUGGGUGGC